Lycium ferocissimum is the source of this 2920-nucleotide messenger RNA. RefSeq lists its product as uncharacterized. Lineage: Eukaryota; Viridiplantae; Streptophyta; Magnoliopsida; Solanales; Solanaceae. The coding region runs from base 218 to 2521 and encodes 767 amino acids. The transcript has 3 exons. The record is from RefSeq and is a predicted model, not a curated record.
AAUUUUCUCAGAAACCCUAACCCUAGCCCCAAAUAUAUGAAUUAUACCCAAUUUUGACUGGAAACCCUAACCCUAGCCCUAAAUUUUCCAAUUAGAUUCUCCCAUUUGCCAAUCUUCAAUUCCAAUUCUCCAUUUAUUUUCUAGUAACUCAGCAAUCAAAACCCCCAAUCAUCUUCACCAUAUAUUUGUAUAUAUAUAAAGAUAUAGGUAUAGAGAAAUGGUGAGCUCAGGAACAGAAUCAGGACCGUUGGAUUGUGGAAUUGGGAGUAUAGUUUGGGUCCGAAGGCGAAACGGGUCGUGGUGGCCGGGUAAAAUACUGGGUCCUGAUGAGCUGUCAGCUUCUCAUUUGAUGUCUCCAAGAUCUGGUACUCCAGUUAAGCUUCUUGGAAGGGAAGAUGCCAGUGUGGAUUGGUAUAAUUUGGAGAAGUCAAAGCGAGUCAAAGCAUUCCGGUGUGGCGAAUUUGAUGAUUUUAUUCAACGGGCUGAAGCUUCCCUAGGUAUGCCUCCGAAGAAAAGAGAGAAGUAUGCACGACGUGAAGAUGCAAUACUUCAUGCUCUUGAACUUGAGAGGCAGUUAGGUAAAAGAUAUGGGCUUUUAGGUUGUUCAUCCACUGAUAGAAGCAAUAAAUCUACUGAUGAUUUUUCCGGAAGAGAGUCACAGACAUAUUCAAAAUACUUGGAUAAUGGAAAGGGGAGACGUUUAAGAUCUAAAUCUCGUCAACUUUCUCAUAAGUCUGGUUUCUUCGUUGAGGAAAAGAGUACAUGCAACUUUUCUUCUAUACAGCAACCCAAAGGUCAUAAUCAGUUUAGUGGGGAUGAUGAUAAUUCCGAUGUACCUCCGAGGAUGAGAGGUUUACAGGAUUUGGGCCUCAGCACUGCUCCUUCAGAGCAUAGAAAUCUUCCAUCAGUUGCUUCAGAUGGUGCUGACCGACCUGUCCUUGAUAGGAGCGUUGAUGCCGUUCCUGAUGGGAUCUAUAACGCAGAACGCCUAGUUAGUAUUGAGAGAAAAAAUUUGUCAGUCAAAAGGAAAUUAUCAGAUGAAGGCUUGGCCGAAGAAAUUCUUGUCAAGAGGCGUGGUAGGAGCUGCCCUCUUGCUCAACUUUUGGAGAGUUCUGAAAAUUUACCUGACUCAGGUUCUGUUUCUAUCUCCGAGAUGGGAGAGGAGCAUCCAGGAGUUGCAAAGAAAAGCAGAUGUAAUUUGGCAGAAGAACCUACAGAAUCUUUGACUGUUGAAGAGAGUAAUCAUGCCCAGAUGGAACUCUCAACAUUGAAGCGCAAAGAUACUGGUUCUCAUCCUGCUGAGUUAUGUGAACAGAAUGCUUCUGGGUCUACAGAAUAUACAGAAACUGAUUCUUCUGAAACAGAUUCUGCGGAAGAUACUGAUGACGAGUUGGCCACAAUUUCAGAUGGUGCGGCAUCCAUUGAGCUAGAACCAAAAUAUAUAGGAAGAUCUGAAGCACAACCUGGACAUGGAAGCAUCAGCAGCGAGGAACUGGAUGAUGGAACUUCUCAUACAUGUCAUCAGGAAUCUGUCUCUACUGGAUUUGGGGUGUCAAAAUGGCAAUUAAAAGGGAAAAGGAAUAAUCGAAGUCUUAACAGGAGGCCUCUGGAUCCUUUUGAUGGAGACCUUGCGUUAAGACCUUGUCACAUGAAUAGUUUCAGGGGAAAGAGGGGUUAUGGUUCUCUUCAAGAUGAUCCCGUUAUGAACUCUUGGGUGCAAAUGGCUGGGUAUGGAUCUAGAGCUCCACGUAAUGCUGGCCAAAAUAUGUUCAGUUGCGUGGAUUGGGCUUGGGAUGAUCAACCUGCAAGCAAAGGUUACUGGGAGGAGUCUACUGAGGGUUUUGAUUCUGUCAAUAGCUACCAUCAUUCCGGUGGCAGGACCAUGCUGGUCAAUGUGGACUUAAAAGUCCAAUCAAGCUAUCAGAGAGAGCACGUGCCUAUGAUUUCAUUGACGAGUAAGAUAAACGGCCAGGCGAUAGUUGGAUAUCCUGUCCAAAUUGAGGUGCUUUCAAACGGGUCUUCUGAAAGCCUCCUUUGGGCAGUUGAUGGGAAUUUCCCAGAAACAUCUGAUAAUGAUACAGCACUCCAACCUAUGUGGAGGACUGCUCGCAGGACUGGCAAUGUUCGCGUUCCACGGCCACAUGCAUCAUCAGCAUUGGAUAAUGCUGAAGGAAUCAAGCAUGUACAAGGUUUUGACUGCGACAAAAAUGUCCAAAAAGCUAGCGUAGGAGGCGGCGUUCAAAAGGGAAGCAUGACAAGGACGGCUAUUUCCCGGCCUGCCAUAGAAAGAACAUUUCCAAGAAAGUCCGGAAAAAGGAUUAGUGUUUCUUCUUAUCAAAAGGUAAGAACACUUUCUUCUAUAGCCUUGCAGCAGAAACAUAGUGAUCAGAAGGGUAGUUCCACCAGUCAUCAAGUGGAUGCGGCAAUCAAACGAGAGACACUGCCAACAGUCAUUGCUUGUAUUCCAGUUAAGCUAGUGUUCAGUAGGCUAAGUGAGGAGUUGGUGGGCCGUCAUCAGUAAUAAUUUCUACUGGGGCUGAAGGACAUCAAUACAGACAAUAAUAUAGUGGCUUGUAAAAAAAUGGAGGGAUCUAAUAAUAUAAAUAUUGUACCAACUAGCAGACCAUUUCUUGGUGAUCUUUUUUGCUCCAGGCAAAUGCAGCUUGAAUGUGAAGGUAAAGCCGGCAAGGCAUACCAUAGGACAUUGUUUUAGGAUGGUAUCUCAGUUGUACAUGUUUUUUUUUUUUUUUUUCACAAGUAAUUUUAUUUAUUUAUUUUGUUUUUGAGGUGUGGGAGUGUGGAAAGCUGAAGGUGGGUUAGACACAGAUAGUAGGCUCUAUAUAUAUAUAUGACAUUAUGUAUGUAAAUUGUCUGACUUAUCUAUGACUUGGUGCCUUUCCCAGCGUGAAACAAACAGAAA